Molecule: messenger RNA, 891 nt
Organism: Sesamum indicum (sesame)
Lineage: Eukaryota; Viridiplantae; Streptophyta; Magnoliopsida; Lamiales; Pedaliaceae
Source: RefSeq, a predicted model, not a curated record
CCCCAUUUCAACAUCCAUUCAGUAAUUGAGUAAUGAGGUGAUCUAAUGUGUGUCUGAUUCCAUGGGUGCUUCAGAAUCAUCUCUUACGGGCUCUCAGAAGAAUCCGGAGGAUGGGAUCACCACUGUUUCGGAGCGUACACAGGGUUUAGAACCCAUUUUGCAGAGGCUUCAAUCCCUCGAAAUUACGAAGCCGCUACUUACAUCAGCCCCUGCAGAGGGUAGCUUGACGGAUAUCCUUGUUCGAAAACCAUCUUCUUCUUCAACUGCUGGUACUGUAAACCCGAAUGUGCUGCUGGAGCUCUUCUCAAUGUACCGUGACUGGCAAGAGGAGAAGUCCCAAAAGAUAAGUAAACGACAGGAAGAGAUUGAAAAUAAAAUAGAACUUGCAGAUGCUUUGGCUGUCAAGCUUCUUCAACGCUUCAAUUACUCAGUCUCAGCAAUGAAGUCCACAUCUAAUCAUCUAUCAGAAGUCCAUGCCUUGCAAGUGGAACUCGGAGAGUUAAAAGGGAGAUUGACUGAGGUCAUUAGCAAUUGUGAUGCGUUAUGCAAAAGAAUUGUUAAUGAGGGACCAGAAUCACUACGAUCUACAGUCAGGCCGUUAACUGCAGCUUCCACUGAUCAAAAGAUUGUCUCUGUCUUACCCUCUUUGCCUUCGACUGCAGACCAGGAUCAACAACCACAGCCAGAAAGUUAGGGUUUCUUUUCUUUACCUUGGUUUUUGUACAUUCUCUUAAAAUUGCAAUUAGGUAGAGUUAGAAGCUGGCUAUGCUAAACAACCUGGUCAUACCCACUUGUAUUCAUCUGAGAAAGGAUUUAUUUUCCUGUCUCGUGUAUUGACAACUUGCUACAUAAUCCCACUAAUUCCAAAGGAUACAUUUAUAUGAUCGUCUA